AAUGAGCAGGGCGAUAGCAAACGCACAUUGGCAGAUAAACUAUGUAGUGAAAUGAAUGAGUGGGAAAAAGAAGAUUUGAAAAGUAAUCCGUUUAUGCAGUAUGUGGUGAAAAAACUAUAUAACGGGAAGCAACCAAGCGCCAAUGGCAAAUCACAAAAUACAACGUGCAACUUUUUACAAAACAUCAUAAAUCCAUUAAAAGGCGUGCAGAAAAUAGAGGAAAUUUGUCAAGAAAUGCCAAAAGAAUGGACAAUAUUGCAAUUGUGUAAAGGCCCGCGUACGGAGACAACAUAUUCAGUUUAUCCACAAAUUCAUGAAUUGGAUGCGAGCAUUUAUGUAACUGUGUUAAGGCAUGUACGUAGUGCUGAAUAUCCCACACCGAUUAGCCUGCGCUUUAGCGGUCCAGAGCAGAAGGAACUUUUUCGAAAAUACGCCAAUAUUGCAAAUCAAUUUAGGCAAUGCAUUAAUGUUGAUCCCAAAGAGUACAACACAAAAGAAUCGAAAAAAAUGUAUUGGGAUAUGCUGACGGAAUUAGAUCAAUAUAUUGCGCAAGUGCUGAAAGAGUUGAAGAAUUUCUUUUUCCCUUGGAGUUUCCUCUUCACUGGCCAAUCGUACAUGAGAGCUUCGCCGGAAGCCAAUGCGCUAAUGACGCAGCAAAAGCAAGCAUUCGCCAGUGUCGAUGACUUUUGCAAUGAGCAUCGCUGGCUAGUGAAAGAACAUGUAUUGCUCUCCUUGACCGCCAUGAAUGUCGAUGCGCUGUCUGAACUCGAAAUUCAUGCAAUUUGCGCUUUGCUCACCAGCAGCGAACGCGAAAGGAGUAACGCUGCUAAAUUACUACUGAAGCUACAAAAUGCGCCAGCAGGCGCUGAAGGUAUUGCUGAAGGCGACAAUAGUGGCGCACCAACAGGUCCCUCCACUCAUCACUAUCCCGUCAUUUUAAUUGUGGAUGAGCGUCUUGAUCAUUUCUUUUGGGAGGAAAUAAAUACUCAACAAGAAUUUUGCCGUGUCAAUUCUCUACAAUGUCUCUGGCGUCUACACAGUCUCUAUGGUGAGCGUAUGCAUCGCGGUUAUUUACCCGUCAACAUUGUGGACGGUGGUUGCCUGCUGAAUCCCGAUAACAAUUUGCCAAAAACCGAGACACGCAUGCGCUCCUUUUUCGAGUAUUGGCUACCGCAUUGGCAGCGAAAAGUCGGACAGAAGCCAACACAGGAUGAACUGCUUAAGGACUUCUUCAAGCGCAGCUGUUAUGUGUAAGCAUUUUGGUGUUGCUAAUUAUGUUGCACGUUUACCUUUACAGUUUAAUACACACAAAGAGGUUAAUCGACU
Bactrocera oleae (olive fruit fly) is the source of this 1326-nucleotide messenger RNA. The record is from RefSeq and is a predicted model, not a curated record. Lineage: Eukaryota; Metazoa; Arthropoda; Insecta; Diptera; Tephritidae.